AUGCUUGAUUACCUUUUAUCCAUCUAUAUCCUUGUCUGUUACUUUGUAUCCGUCAUUGGUGGGUUUAUUCCAUUUUUCAUCAAAUUUCUCCCAAACAGAAAACUAGCUGGGGACAUCUUAGAUGUGUGCAGUGCGUCAGCCGGUGGGUUAUUUUUGUCUGGUGGGUUGAUGCAUAUGUUAGCUGAAGGGACUGAUUUAAUCGAUAAGUCGGGGUAUGAUUUUAUGGGAUUACCUUUAGGAUUCUUCUGCUGUGGAUUAUCGUUUUUAUUCAUUUUCUUCUUUGACCGUGUUGUAGCGACACAUGGGGGGCAUGUUUCCUUUGCUCAAGUUGAGUCUCCACGCGGUGAAGUCGUCCAACCCCUCUUAACUGAUGCUGAAGAGAAGAAGAAAGAGCCGGAUGAAAAGAAAAAGCAAAAUGAAAUUCAGUCUCAUCAUCAUCACGAAGAAGAAGAAGAAGGGAAUAAAGGGUGGUGUUCGAUCAUCACACUUAUUUUUGCAUUGUCGAUUCAUUCCUUUUUCGAAGGACUUGGACUCGGUGUGUCGACGAGUCCAACUGCCAUAUUUAUAGCCAUUGCUGGGCAUAAAUGGGCAGAUUCGGGGUUCACUGUCAUCUUUUUGAUGAGUAAAAUUCAGAACCUCUUGAUCAUCUCCAUCAUCAUAUUGAUCUUUUCGACAUUCACUCCAAUCGGUUCUCUAGUUGGAGUGUUAAUAGUUGAAUUGAUGGGGGAGUCUCCAGUAUCUUCAUUGAUACAAGGGUUACUGAUCUGUUUAGCUGCUGGUACCUUCUUGUACGUAGCAAUCGUUGAAAUUCUAGCCGAGCAGUUUGAGAAUGGCAAAUACAAAUACAUCAAGUUCACUCUUGCUGUCAUCUUGUUCCUUGCAAUGUCUUUUGUUACAAUGCUUGAGGGCGACUAA
Messenger RNA from Entamoeba invadens IP1, 915 nucleotides. Its product is annotated as zinc transporter, putative. Gene Ontology annotation, molecular function: zinc ion transmembrane transporter activity. Gene Ontology annotation, cellular component: plasma membrane. Lineage: Eukaryota; Evosea; Mastigamoebida; Endamoebidae. The record is from RefSeq and is a predicted model, not a curated record. The transcript has 2 exons. The coding region runs from base 1 to 915 and encodes 304 amino acids. Gene Ontology annotation, biological process: zinc ion transmembrane transport.